GCACAAACCAAUUCGGAAAAUAAAAUUAUUAUUCUCGUAUAAUAAUACUACAGCCGGAAACGACGCCGUCAUGGAGAUGAAGAAGGUUUCGUGUGCAGUCCUCUUCGCCGCCGCCGCCAUGAGCGCGGUGGUCGCCUCCGCUCAAGAUUCUGCAGCCCCGGCUCCCGGGCCAGCCAGCUCCUCGGCCGCCGCAGCCCUCCCCGCCGUCGGAGCCUCCAUCUUGUCGCUCUUGGCCUAUUACUUGCACUAAUUGAAUCGUUCGGUAUAUUUGAAGAAACGCAGAAGAGGAGAGGAGGGCAUGUUUGGAUGAUUUGAUUUCGCAAAUUUGUUUUUUUCAUUUUUCAAACCCUUCUUCCCCUUUCUUUCUUCAUGUGAUUCUCUUCUUCUUCCUCCCUAUUUCAUAUUGAUCCAUUGACAUGCAAUAAAACAAAUUUCGCAUUUGUUAUUA
Messenger RNA from Malania oleifera, 448 nucleotides. RefSeq names its product arabinogalactan protein 23-like. The record is from RefSeq and is a predicted model, not a curated record. The transcript has a single exon. The coding region runs from base 71 to 250 and encodes 59 amino acids. Lineage: Eukaryota; Viridiplantae; Streptophyta; Magnoliopsida; Santalales; Ximeniaceae.